Messenger RNA from Leptomonas pyrrhocoris, 369 nucleotides. RefSeq names its product ATG8/AUT7/APG8/PAZ2 putative (ATG8C.10). Bases 1 to 369 code for a protein of 122 amino acids. NCBI's taxonomy places the organism in Eukaryota, Euglenozoa, Kinetoplastea, Trypanosomatida, Trypanosomatidae. The transcript has a single exon. The record is from RefSeq and is a predicted model, not a curated record.
AUGUCCGCCUACGUGUCGUCGACCCGCGUGGAGGAGCGCAUCGCGAAGCGCGCGAGCCUGAACGCCGGGAGCUGCGACGUGCCCGUUGUGGUGGAGAGCGCGCAGGGCGGCAAGGCGCACUUCAGCGUGCUGCCGCGCGACGCGACGGUUGCGCAGCUGACGAGCGCGGUGCGCCGCCUCGACGGCGUCGACGCGAGGAAGGCGGUGUCGCUUGCGGUGGCGCAGUGCGCCGUUGCGCCGACGACGACGCUUGGCGAGCUGCACGACGCGUGCAAGCAGGCGGACGACGGCAUGCUGUACGUCACCUACACCGCCGAGGCCGCCAUGGGUGCCACCGUGAACGUGUGCGGCAUGACUGCUGCCUGGUAG